AUGAGGCCUUUGGCUCUUAUUUAUGGUCUUAAAAUCCCAAUAGCUUCCUAAUGUAGCCCAAGACACAAGUUGAAGUGUUAACUUCGAAUUUAGGCCGCCCACUUAUUUUGAAUUUGGGCCAUAAAGUGAAAAGUGUAAGAAAGGGAGCCCACAUAUGUCACUAGUGGGUUGGAGGUUCGAAUUUAGGCCCACUUUAUGUCCUUUCACUUCUAGAAGGUACUUUAUGUCUCAUUUCUUCUAAAAGAGACUUUAAUGUGGUUCAGUCUGUAUUUAAGAUCUGUUUAGGAUCUCUGAUUGUCAGAUUUUGUACCUAAGAUCUGCUUAGGGUCUUUCACCGUCAGAGUUUGCUUUAGGUCAUGUCAGAGUAUUUUUAGAAGAUUUGUCUAAGAUCUCAGUCUGUUAGAGUCUGUUUUAAGUCAUUUCAGAGUUAGUCAGGCUUUGUCCCUAGGAUAUGUCAGGAUCCUUUUUUUGGGGAGCGCCCAAUCUCCUUUCUAGACCUAUAUAAAGGUCUCCAUUGUAACCUGAGGUACUCACUUUUUUUAGUUGAAUCAGUUUUCUCUAUUGUAAGAACCUUUCCCUCUUGCUGGUGUAUUUAGGCACCCCCUUGUGGAUUCAAGAGUUAAAGACUCCAAAUCUGUGGAUUCAGAGGCAGGUUUCUUCCCCAAGAUUAGAGCUUUGUGGAUUCAAGCCCAUAUCUUGUUUAUCUUCCGUGUUACUACUGCAUCACUUCCAUAA
Spirodela intermedia is the source of this 735-nucleotide messenger RNA. The record is from the annotation of a GenBank genome assembly. NCBI's taxonomy places the organism in Eukaryota, Viridiplantae, Streptophyta, Magnoliopsida, Alismatales, Araceae.